Molecule: messenger RNA, 2384 nt
Organism: Trichobilharzia szidati
Lineage: Eukaryota; Metazoa; Platyhelminthes; Trematoda; Strigeidida; Schistosomatidae
Source: the annotation of a GenBank genome assembly
GAUUGCCAUUGGACGUUUGUGGAAAAGGUCCCAUUACAUCUACUGACCACAGGUCGCCUACUGCUGUCACUGGGAUCGACUGCGGUGACGGUCGUAUAUGCUGAUCACCUUUCAUCAGCUGACAUUGCGCACACGCUGUUACGUACUUCUCGACGUCUUCUCUCAUACCUGGCCAGUACAUGCUUUUUCGCAGGAGAUCGUUCGUUCUGGCAACACCUGUGUGAGCUAGUUGGUGACAUUCCUGUAUCAUCUCUUGGCGCAGACACUGAGGUAUUACUGCUAAGCGGCUUCCGUCAUCAUUCCGCCACGUCAACAUUCCGCAGGUAUUCAAGUUUAGCCGGUCUUUUUGUUUGAGUAGGAGAUUUAGCUCACGCUUCGCUGUGGACUGAUUCACCUUUUUUUCGUUAGUUAUCACUUGUAUGACAGUUUUCAUGGUGUCGUCUGAUCUUUGACUCUGGACAUGUCUUGCUGGGUCCUGCUCUAAGGCAUUUACACCAUAUGCUAUUUCCGGUAACUCUACCUAUUCUGUUCUAGAUAAAAUAUCCGGUAACACAUUCUCUUCUCCUGGAACAUGAGAGAUCGUGAAAUCGUACUCUUGCAGGCGCAGCAUCCAUCGUGACAACUUCCCACGUGGGUCUCUGGCGGUCCUUAUCCACUGCAACGGCUUAUGAUCAGUCUCUACAUGGAAGCGUUGACCCAGUAAAUAAGGUCUCCAUUUGUCUAGCGCCCACACAAUCGCCAAACACUUCUUCUCAAUUGUUGAAUACUUCUGUUCUGUGUGCGUUAAAACACGGCUGGCGUACUCGACGACUCCGUCACCCUGUCUGAGUACUGCACCUAUUCCGUAAUAGCUAGCGUCGGUAGACACUAUGAACGGCUCUCCCGGUACCGGUAGUCGCAGCGUCAUUCUCUGGUGAUCCAUCAGCUGUUUGAUGUGGUCAAAUACUCUGCGAGUCUUCGGACCAGACAAACUUUGACUCGCCUAAUAGCCGGUAGUCGGUCGGUAUCAUCAUCUAACUUGAACACUUUUGACAACACAACCUACUUAAAAACUCUUCGCAGAAAUUCACAUAAUAAAUAAUAAUUCAUCCACUACAACUCUACCUCCUUACAGAUUACGCCAAUCAUCUUUAUUUUUAUCAGAUGUGUAUAUUGACUACUGAAAAAUUUGUAGUGCCACUUAAUGCUUCUCAUAGUAACAUAAAUAAGACUCACUGUGUGGCUGGUUCUCCUCGCGAGAUUUAUUAGUCGUAUAUAAAAAGAGACAUUCACCGGCACAAGAAAAUCAAAUAGCAGAGAGAUGAGGUCAUAUUUGGUUAGACCACCACUAGCAGUUAUUUUCCAACCUGUUCCAUACUAUGUCAGAUAACACUACCCAUCGAAGAAGGAGAUAGCUAGGCCUCAUGCAUGAGUGACACAUGCCUAACAAUCUCAAUUGGUGUAACUUCCCUCCAAAAGUCAUCAUUUCCAAACGAUGCUGACACUUUAAAACGUUGCAAAGUAGUUAACAAACUGAUCGUCCAUAAGGAAGAUAACAAUGAAGACAGCUGCCUUAAACCAGAUGAAUCAGUGAAUAUCGAAGAAAAUAACUCUUUUCCUGAGUGGCAAUGAUGUGUAAUGAUGUGUACCAUCGCUUCCUUGUAACAAAUGGUUUGGAAUCAGUUAACAGUGUUGAUAUGACUGUAAUUUAUCCUGCUGAGUCACAUCACUUUGCAAAAUUUACCGGUUCUGGUCGUCAUAUCAUUCAGGAAACUCCAGAAAUGUUUAAAGACGUUAUUCUUCCUUUCUUGUCUGAAAAGCCUAAAGACCUCACUUGGAUUGAUAAUAUAAUAUCAGGAACCGCUGAACAAGACCGUGUUCUUUACACUGGUGUACAUGAAGAGUAUGGUUUCACACUAGUACUGGACUAUCAGUGGGAUGGAACACGCUUGCAAGAACUCCAUUGCCUAGGUAUUGCUCAUAAUGAAAAGCUAACAUGCCUACGUGAUCUGCGUCGUUGUCAUGUUCCAAUGUUGAGAAAGAUUUUGCAGCAGGGACGCAAUCUGCUUUCUGAUAAAUACAGCAAGCCGGAUGUUUCCGAUAAUCAAACGUGCCAUAAUGGUCCUAAAGUUCGUCUAUCAAAAGAUCAAAUUCUUGCAUAUUUACAUUAUCCACCAACUUUUUAUAGGCUUCAUGUUCAUUUCAUGCAUGUAGAUUCAGGAGAUAGUGGCACUAUCGCAGGCAGAGCCCAUAUACUAGAAGAAAUUAUCCGUAAUCUUGAACAAGAUGAUUUUUAUUAUGCUAACCGUACAAUCACUAUCUUUUCACAUGAUCAAAGUCCUAUGUACAAAGCUAUUUGUGCAGGUCGUCCCCUAGAAUCUACUGAAGAUUCAGUAACUGAGUAA